Messenger RNA from Anopheles maculipalpis, 747 nucleotides. RefSeq lists its product as uncharacterized. Bases 1 to 747 code for a protein of 248 amino acids. The record is from RefSeq and is a predicted model, not a curated record. The transcript has 2 exons. Lineage: Eukaryota; Metazoa; Arthropoda; Insecta; Diptera; Culicidae.
AUGAAUCCCGUUGUGCUACGUACCGUCUUUGCUGUGGUGCUGGUUGGUGUCGUUGCGGUCAGUGCCGCCACCGAGGACUAUCAGAGCCAGAGUUUGCGGGCUGUCGUGCGGGUGUACGAUGAGUGCUCCAAAGCCGAAACUGGAUUCAGUCCGUGUCUGAAGAAGCGCGCCAUCACCUUUAUCGAUCGUCUGUCCCGUGUCGAUGCUCUGGCGCUUGGUGAUCUCAAGAUUGUACGCAACGAGCGAGCAGCAGCUGAACCGAGCAAACCACUGACGGAAGCUGAGUUGGAGCAGAGCCUCCCACGUGGACUGGAGGCACGUGAUGAAGCGCUUACGAACAUGCUGCUCGAGAAGGUGGCCGGAAUCUUUAGCAGCCGCACGGUGCAGGUUACACUGCCGAAACUGUCCAGCGAAGAGCUCGGCCGUGGUUUAGAGGAAGGCCGUGGUAAGAUGAAGAAGAUGAUGAGCAUGAUGAUCAUGGGCUUCAUGAUGAAGAUGGCCGCCAUGGUGCCGGUCGCGAUCGCCGGUCUGUAUCUGCUUGCUGGUAAGGCGCUGAUCGUGUCCAAGAUUGCACUCCUGCUGGCCGGUAUCAUCGGGCUGAAGAAGCUGGUCGCCAGCAAGCAGCAGCACGGUAGCGGUUGGUCGAGCGGUGGCUCCGGACACGGUGGUUGGGAUCGACGAUCGGCCGAUGCUGCUGCCGCCGCCCAGAACAUGGCCUACAGUGCGUACGCCAAGAACCAGGCGUAA